Messenger RNA from Alnus glutinosa, 1525 nucleotides. RefSeq names its product lanC-like protein GCL1. Gene Ontology annotation, cellular component: plasma membrane. Lineage: Eukaryota; Viridiplantae; Streptophyta; Magnoliopsida; Fagales; Betulaceae. The transcript is spliced from 5 exons. Gene Ontology annotation, biological process: carbohydrate metabolic process; peptide modification. The record is from RefSeq and is a predicted model, not a curated record. Bases 109 to 1368 code for a protein of 419 amino acids.
UUGUACUAGCUUCUUCUUCCACUGACCACUGUAGAGCAUUUAGAGCAACACACAAGCACGCACGUCCACAAACAGGGACAGAAGAACCUUUCGGCGAGGGUGCGUAGUAUGUCAAGGGUGAUGGAGAUCGCGUCGUCCCAGGAGGGCCACGAGGAGAGCGACAACGAGCGGCUGGACCAGCUGAUUCACAUCAUGGAUCCAACGGCCGGGAGCCUGUCCCUCCCCAGUGAGACUUUUUUGAGCGCGGCAGUGUCGCUGAAGGACCAGGUGGUGCAAGCGACGUGGAGGGGACAAGCGGGUAUGGACCCGGCUGUUUAUACGGGUCUGCUCGGGACAGCUUUCAUCUGCUUGCGGUCGUACGAGGCCACCGGUAGCCAGCAGGACUUGCUGUUGUCGGCCGAGAUCGUCGACACGUGUGCUGUCGUCGCACGUGCCUCCACCAGGCACGUGACCUUUUUGUGUGGACGAGGUGGAGUUUACGCACUUGGGGCUGUGGUGGCUAAUUACAGAGGGGACCAUCAGAGGCGAGACUUGUUCUUGAGUCUCUUUCUUGAGCUGGCACAAGAGAGAGCUCUCCCUGUUGGACCUGAGGAGGGUGGUUUUGGAAUGUCAUAUGAUCUUCUCUAUGGGCGAGCUGGCUUUUUAUGGGCUGCAUUGUUCAUAAACAAGCAUCUUGGACAGGAAACAUUGCCCAGUGAUCUUCUUAUGCCUGUCGUUGAUGCUGUACUAGCCGGGGGCAGGGCAGGGGCAUCUGAUAACUCAGCCUGCCCACUGAUGUACAGAUGGCAUGGAACUAGGUACUGGGGCGCAGCCAACGGCCUAGCUGGAAUCUUGCAAGUGCUGCUCCACUUCCCUCUCUCCAAAGAGGAUGCCGAUGAUGUCAAGGGGACUUUGAGGUAUAUGAUGAGUAAUAGGUUUCCUCAUAGUGGAAAUUACCCCACAAGCGAAGGAAACCCUAGGGACAAGUUGGUGCAAUGGUCUCAUGGUGCGACUGGCGUGGCCCUUACUCUGUGCAAGGCAUCAAAGGUGUUUCCAGGUGAUAGAGAAUUCCGGGACGCUGCAAUAGAAGCGGGGGAAGUUGUGUGGAAAAAUGGGCUGGUGAAGAAGGUGGGACUUGCAGAUGGUGUGGCCGGGAAUGCUUACGCCUUCUUAUCCCUCUAUCGACUGACAGGAGAGGCCAUAUAUGAAGAGAGAGCAAAGGCAUUUGCAAGCUUCUUGUAUCAUCAUGCUAGAGAGCUUGUGACAGUGGGACAUGCUCCCGGGGCUGACCAUGCUUACUCUCUUUUCCAAGGACUCGCCGGAACCGCUUGUCUCUGGUUUGAUCUGCUAGCACCUGAAAACUCUAGGUUCCCAGGAUAUGAACUGUAGGUCAAAAUGUGCAAAUUAAGCUAAUAUAUCCUUAUGAGUUUGAAAUGUAGCGUUAACAUGUACAUACGUGUCCAAGGAUUCUAGGACCUUGUCCUGCGAUUAUGAGUGUAUAAUAUUGUAUACUAUCUUAAUAUAUGAGGAUGGUACUGUUUCAUCA